AUGAUAACAGCUACAGUUAGAGCUGUUGCUGUUGUGAUGCUGCUGCUUUUGAUCUGCGGCGCAUGCCAAGCACAGCUUUCUUCUACAUUUUAUGCUAGAACAUGCCCAAAUGCACUUAGUACCAUUCGCACAUCCAUCAGAUCCGCCAUUGCAAGAGAACGUAGAAUGGCGGCAUCUCUAAUCCACCUUCAUUUCCAUGAUUGCUUUGUUCAGGGUUGUGAUGCCUCAAUCUUACUUGACAAUUCCCCCUCAAUCACAAGCGAAAAGUUUGUACUUCAAAAUAACAACUAUGUCAGAGGAUAUGAAGUCAUUGAUCAGGCAAAAUCUGCUGUGGAAAACGUAUGUCCUGGAGUUGUAUCUUGUGCAGACAUCCUUGCAGUUGCAGCCAGGGAUGCGUCUGAAUACGAAUCAAAUAGCAAUUUAAUAGUGAAAUAG
Messenger RNA from Durio zibethinus, 435 nucleotides. NCBI's taxonomy places the organism in Eukaryota, Viridiplantae, Streptophyta, Magnoliopsida, Malvales, Malvaceae. The record is from RefSeq and is a predicted model, not a curated record.